AUGCGGGGUCUCCUUUUCUGCUGCCUUGUGGCCCUGGCCACAAGUCAAAGUGUCCGUUAUGACGUCAGCCUGAACCCUAAGAAGACCUACGAGUACAAAUAUGAAGGAGUGGUGAACUUUGGGCUCGGCAUGCCAAACCUAGCAGAGUCUGGUGUGAGACUGCUGUGCAAGGUCAAGAUCACGGGUUUGUCUGCAACAAUGUUCAUACUUCAGGUUUCAGAUUUGGCCUUCGAGGAGUUCAAUGGGUUCCCAGGGAAAAAUGGCUUUAAUGCCUCCCCAAAGCUCACCCAGCGUAUCGCUGCACAGCUCGCCAAACCUUUCAUGUUUGAGUAUGCCAGUGGACAUGUUGGUGACAUUCGCGCCGCUGCAGAGAUUUCUGACACCGUUGUCAACAUUGUGAGAGGGAUCCUGGGUUUCUUCCAAUUCACUGUCAAGACCACACAGAGGAUCUAUGAGCUAGAGGAGAUUGGAAUCCAUGGCAAGUGUCAGAGUAACUAUGCUACUGAGGAAAAUACAGAAACACAGGACAUGACCAUCACUCAAGUUGUAGAUGUCAGUAACUGCAGGGAGAAAGCAGCAAUCUACAGGGGCAUGGCCACCGCUGUGCUCGACAAAAUCUCCAAACAGAGAGGGGAAUCUGUCAUUUCCACAGUGAGAUAUGUUUACACAGUCAAGCCAACGGCAGAGGGAGGUCUCAUUACCAGAGCUCAUGGCCUGGAGCGACAGCACUUCAGUCCCUUCAAUGUGAAAGGCGGUAGUUUCAAGAUGCAAGCGAUGAAGGAAAUGGUGCUGCUCGGUGUGAGCGACACAGCGAGAGCCAUCACGUUCGGGCCAAUGGAGAGCAAGGGCAACCUUGUUUACAAGUUUGUCAAUGCAGAAGCUAAUAUCCCUAUUGUAAUGCAGAACCUGGACAACCCCGUCCCAAAGGCUGUUGAGCUGUUCAAACAGUUGGCCCAGGCUAACAGAUACCAGAUUGACAAGGCAACGACUGAGGACACCAUAAAGCUGUAUCAGCUCCUGAGAGUGAUGCCAUAUGAAGGACUGGUUGUUAUCUGGGAGCAAUUUGCAGGAAAUGAAGAACAUAGACGUUGGUUUUUGGACAUGAUUGUUGAAAUUGGCGAUGCCAGAAUCCUAAAGUUCCUGGAAACAAGGUUUCGGGCAGGUGAUGUGUCUGCGGAUGAAGCUCUGGAAACCCUUAUGGUCUCCAUUAACCACCUCCACGCUGUCCCUGAGCUGGUUGAGAUGGCUAAAAUGUUCCUGACUAUGCCAUUCAGUAAAUCCAACACCUAUCUGUGGCAUACUGUGGUGCUUUCCUACGGUUCUCUGGUAUACAAGAACUGCGCAUAUUAUACACCAUGUCCAGUAUCUGCUGUUCAGCCACUGCUGGACAUGGCCACGGAAAGUCUGAGGAAUAACAAUGAGGAAGACAUGAUCCUGGCUCUGAAAGCCCUGGGGAACGCAGGUCAUCCGGGCAGCAUUAAGACCAUCAUACGCUUUCUCCCUGGAAUUGCUGCCAACCCUGUGGAUCUGCCACCCCGUGUCCUGAGUGCUGCUGUGCAGUCUAUGAGACUCAUAGCUGCCAGAGACCCUCACAGUGUCCAAGACAUCACCAUGAGCCUGUUCCUGCAAAAACACCUUCCCGCUGAGAUUCGCAUGCUGGCCAUCAUGAUCCUGUUUGACACAAAGCCAUCAAUGGCUCUUGUGUCCACAGUAACAACACAUUUACAGGAAGAAAAAGACUUCCAUGUCGUUAGCUUUGUUUACUCUUACUUGCAAAGUAUUUCCAGAUCCAGGACUCCAGACAACUACUUUCUCUCAACAGCCUGCAAUGUGGCUGUGAAGAUCCUUGCCCCUAAAUUCGGUCGUGUCAGCUAUUACUACAGCCAAGCAAGACGCAUGGACUGGUUUAACGAUGAUUUUCUGAUUGGUACGGCUGCAGAAGUCUUCAUGCUCCGAAGUGCAAACAACAUCUUUCCCACUGAGUUUAUGACAAAAGGAAAGUUUUAUUUCAUUGGUAGAGUUCUGCAGCUCUUGGAGUUCGGUAUUCGUGCUGAGGGGCUUAAGGAUCUGUUUGGUGCUAGCAUCCCUGGAUUUAAAGGAGACUUUAGCUUUAACGACUUCCGGGCUAUUUUCAAUGUUCUUCAAAACUGGGAAAUUCUGCCAAAUGAUAAGCCGGUCCUCUCUGCCUAUGCUCGCGCCUCUGGACAAGAGUGGUUCUUUGGCGAUAUCAACAAAGAGCUUAUUCAGAAUAUCAUCAGGGCUUUUAGUCCUUCUGCAGGGAAAGACAGUCCCGUGUUUGCUGCCAUUCAGAAUUUACAGAAGGGAGUCUCAUGGCAUAAGACUAAGCCAUUUUUGAUUUUUGAGGCGCGUUACUUUCAAGCUACCACACUGGGCCUCCCAGUGGAGAUAAGCAAAUAUUAUGAAACACUCAACGGAGUCACUGUUAAUGCUAAAGCUGCAGUAAAUCCACCACCAACUGAACGUCUGGGACAGCUGCUGACCUCUGAAAUUUCACUGGAAUCUGACGGAUUUGUUGGUUUCACAAAGGAUGUCUGGGUUUUCUAUGGAAUCAACACAGAGCUGUUCCAAAGUGGUUGUGAGUUUAAGAGCAAAGUUCCUCUUGCAAUCCAGUGGAAGUUUGCUGCCAAGAUCAAUGUCGCAGAAAGGAAAUUUGAAAUCGACUUCCCUCCUUGCAAAAAAGAGCUUGAAGUUUUUUCUGUCAGCUCCAAUGUGUACGCAGUUUCCAGGAACAUUGAAGAGCCAGCUUUGGCUAAAGUUACACCAAUGAUGCCCAACAUUGUUGACUCCAGUGUCAGCCACAUGGCUCCUACUGUACAGAGACCUGAGUCACAAGAAAUCCUGACACCAAACAUCUGGCACCCGAGAGCCAAAAUGUGUGCCGAAAGCAACAUUUAUGGAGUAGGUCUCUGUGUGGAGUCGGAGCUGAGGAGACAGUACUAUCACGAAGAAUACCCCCUGUACUAUUUCCUGGGGUACACUUGCAUGGCAGUCACAUUUGUCCCAGCCCAGGCAAUCAAAGCAGUUGACAAAAUCCACUUUGAGGUUAAUGCCGGCCCCAGCAGACAUCCAAUGAGUGCACGCCAACUGCUUGAGACUCUGCGUACACUUUCCAAGGAAGCAGCUCAGCGGGUACGUCAGUCCUCAGAUUCAGCCUCAAGUGUCAGAGAAUCUCACCAGAGCCACCGUGACGUAAUGGAGGGCUGGAACUCAACACCCGAAGCUGUGUUCAAUAUCAAAGCAUUUGCCAUGAGUGGCAACCAGAAGCCUGAGGGUUAUGAUGCAUCCGUAUACUACACGCCUGAAGCAAACAUUCAGAAUGCCCAACUGAUUAUGUCCCAAGUUGGAGAAGACACCAACUGGAAGAUGUGCGUCGACACCAGUGCGAAUGCUGGCUCUGGGGCAAAGGCACACAUCAGAUGGGGAGCUGAAUGUCAGUCCUAUGAAAUUUCAAUGAGGGCUGCUACUGCACAUCUACCUGGUUCCAAGCCAACACUCAGAGCCAAAGUACACUGGACCAGGGUCCCAGAAAGCAUGGAGGACAUGGGCACAAGAAUUGGAAGCUACAUCCCAGGCAUGGCUUUCCUUUUUGGGUUCUACCAGCAGAAUGAGAGAAACGCAGCGCAGGAGGUUUCUGCAUCGGUCGUUGCUGCCUCAGCAGACAGCGUUGAUGUGAAGAUUAAAUUCCCAAAGUUUACAGUUUACCACCAGGCUAUUCCAUUCCUGCUGCCGCCGGCCAAUUUUCAGGAGUUUCAUUACAACCUCACAAACACAACAGUAGAUGGGUUUGGACAAACAUAAAAACAUAAAUACGUCAAAGUGCAGAUGGAAGCCAGACGCCUCUUUUCGCUGCGAUAAUGCUGCAACCCGAAAUCACACCGCUGUGAUGAAAGUGAGAACCAUUAAAAAUGUAUCAGUAAUCCAUCAGAUGUCUCCAGUUUGGAAAUAACCUGUAAAGGUUCUGAUUUAUUAAUUUAAAAGCCAGUAAAUAUUUGAACA
This is a messenger RNA of Mugil cephalus (flathead mullet), 4017 nucleotides long. RefSeq names its product vitellogenin 3, phosvitinless (gene vtg3). The record is from RefSeq and is a predicted model, not a curated record. Bases 1 to 3819 code for a protein of 1272 amino acids. NCBI's taxonomy places the organism in Eukaryota, Metazoa, Chordata, Actinopteri, Mugiliformes, Mugilidae. Gene Ontology annotation, biological process: lipid transport. The transcript has 28 exons. Gene Ontology annotation, molecular function: lipid carrier activity.